This is a messenger RNA of Pipistrellus nathusii (Nathusius's pipistrelle), 324 nucleotides long. NCBI's taxonomy places the organism in Eukaryota, Metazoa, Chordata, Mammalia, Chiroptera, Vespertilionidae. The record is from the annotation of a GenBank genome assembly.
AUGUCGAAGAACACGGUGUCGUCCGCCCGGUUCCGGAAGGUGGACGUGGAUGAGUACGACGAGAACAAGUUCGUGGACGAGGAAGAUGGGGGCGACGGGCAGGUUGGGCCCGACGAGGGCGAGGUGGACUCCUGCCUGCGGCAAUAUCCUUGCAUUUACCCCCCCCCCACACCUCCCCAUCCCUCCGCGCACCCCGCCCGCCCUUCUCCCGGGACCCCCUCGCUGCUGUGGGUGGAAGGGGCGGGCCCUCCUGGGGGAACGGGCGCAGCGCAGCUGCCCCAGCGGCGGGCGGCUGAAUCCUGUGUCUGGGGUCCCCCAUCCUGA